CUUUAAAAAUGUCUAUUGAGGGCACGAAACUGAAUUUGGUAGGAGGUUCUUGUCUGGAACACGCCUUGGCAGUAAACAGAUAUCUGAUCUCAGAGGCAAUAAGGCAUCGGGAGCACCGGCAGGACUGCAGUGGGCUGUGGUUGCUGGAGGCUGCCCGGAGCAUCCCUGGUCUGAACGCGGAGCGGGGUUUGUGGAGCUGGAGCACUGCCUGGCACAGGGUGUCCCUUACGGUGCUGCCAUGCCAGAGGGUGGAACUGGCGUGAAUCUGUUUGUGUGACUAAGAAUAAACAAACCCUCUUUUCCUAGUUUGACUUUCUUAGACAGCAGAGGGGGAAAGCGGAGGAUGCAGUGUGGGAGAUGAGUGGUACCAAGGAUGACAGCCGUUGUCGGAAGGCAGUCCGCAUUGUCACCGAGCUGUGCCGGAAGAAAAGCCUGCCUAGCUUGGACCUGGACAUUUGCAGGGAGUUCCUCCUGCUGCCUUCCGACCAGAGCCUGAUUAUCUCCGAGCCAGAGCUCUCCGUCAGCCUCCUUGCAGUGAUAGUUAUUGUGUGUGGCCUGGCCCUGGUGGCAGUUUUUCUGUUUCUCUUUUGGAAGCUGUGCUGGGUUCCCUGGAGGAACAAGGCCAUUUCUUCUAACCUGGCCGUCUUGCCAAGCGAGGCAGACUGCAAUAAGGAGAACAUGGCAGACAAGCUCAAGGACGCAGGUGCCAUAAGUUUCCUGGAGGCAGCGGUGAAGAUCAGCCACACAUCGCCGGACAUCCCGGCAGAGGUCCAGAUGUCCAUGAAAGACCACAUCAUGCGGCGCACACGGAUCCAACGGCAGACGACGGAGCCCGCGUCUUCCACCAGGCACAUCUCCUUCAAAAGGCACCUUCCUCGGCAAAUGCAUGUAUCCAGCAUGGACUACGGUAUGGACCCACCAGCUGUGGCUGAGCAGCCGACCAGCAUCGGUCGCAUUAAGCCCGAACUCUAUAAGCAAAAAUCUGUUGACUCUGAGGACCCAAAAAAAGAGGCAGCAAAGACCUGUGGGAAAAUUAACUUCACUCUCAAGUACGACUACGAGAAUGAGACACUGACUGUCCGAAUUCUCAGGGCUUUUGACUUGCCAGCCAAAGAUUUCUGCGGCAGCUCAGAUCCCUAUGUGAAGAUCUACCUCCUGCCCGACAGAAAGCGCAAGUUCCAGACACGAGUCCACAGGAAGACUCUGAAUCCCACCUUUGAUGAGUCCUUCCACUUCCCUGUGCCUCACGAGGAGCUGGCGAGCAGGAAGCUCCACCUGAGUGUCUUUGACUUUGACAGGUUCUCCAGACAUGACAUGAUAGGAGAAGUUAUCUUGGAGAACCUGUUUGAGGCCUCAGACCUUUCCCGGGAGACUUCCAUCUGGAAGGACAUUCAGUACGCGACGACGGAAAGCGUGGACCUGGGCGAGAUCAUGUUUUCCCUUUGUUAUUUGCCAACUGCAGGUCGCCUCACCUUAACAGUCAUCAAAUGCAGGAAUCUCAAAGCUAUGGAUAUCACUGGUUACUCAGAUCCGUAUGUCAAAGUGUCUUUGCUCUGUGAUGGGCGAAGACUGAAAAAGAAGAAAACCACCAUAAAGAAAAACACACUUAAUCCCACUUACAAUGAAGCAAUAAUCUUUGACAUUCCCCCAGAGAACAUGGAUCAAGUCAGUCUGCUUAUCUCCGUCAUGGAUUAUGACCGAGUGGGUCACAACGAGAUUAUUGGUGUUUGCCGUGUGGGGGUCAAUGCUGAAGGACUGGGCAGAGACCACUGGAACGAGAUGCUGGCGUACCCCCGCAAGCCCAUCGCGCACUGGCAUCCAUUAGUGGAGGUAAAGAAGUCUUUCAAAGAGUGGCAAGGCCGGGCAGCGAGCUUUGACAGCCAGGGUUCCUGUCCCUCGCCUAAACCACCACCCACACCGUGAUACAGAGAGCGGCGAGUAAAAUGGGACUAAACCAAGUUAUUUUUGCACUUGGCCUACAGUCUCAGUAGUUGUUGCUGAGUGGCAGUGGCAGCAGCGAGACUUUCCAGUCUAGUUGUUCCCGCGUAAGUAAAGGCAGAAACCCGUUUAGUGGUCAAAUAUGUCUUUGUCUAAUAUGUUUCCCAAGGUGAUGUUUUUUUUGUGGCUUUUACUGUGUGGAUCUGUUUCCAGAGGAAGAAGGUGGACUGAGACAUGAGCUGGAAGUUUGGUCUGUAAAAUAACAUGUAAAAUAGUUUUUAGUGUGUAUGAAGGCUGGAAAAGUGCGAAGAUGCUCUGAGUGUCUCCGGGCAGCACAGGUGGCCAGGAGAGGGGACAUCUGCACCGGCCUGUCCCCACUUGGAAGAGCAGCAGUGAAAGACGCGAGAGACUCCUGAUCUGUGAGCCGCUCUUUGCUCUCGUGGUCAGCCCAAGCCCAGCAGGUUUCCCGUUCACGUAGAGGUGUUCAUGAGCUGUUAGAAGUUUGUGCAGUGUGUAUCCCAAAUCCCUUUUGUCAUAUAUAAAAAAUGCCGCUGAUUCCUCAGGGGGGAAAACCAGUUUUUUCCCUGUAUUUGAAGUCUCCCUAGAGCUACUUGCAUGAGCAGUUUCUGAAGACCCCCCUGUAGCUGCUGCUCAUUCCCCCCGUACAUCACCACGACAUCUGGAGUGGAGAGAACUGCGUUGCCACAACUGGGGUUCGGACAUGGAGGGGGAAAGGUGUUACAGAAAGAGGUGACAUCCUUGCAUGAACGCUAGAUCUUUAUUUCUUAUAUCACCCUAGUAAUAAAGGGUGAAAAAAAAGGGUAAAGGGAAAUAUAGAAACAAAACCAAUACGAAAAAAACCUUCCAAACGUUUUUCUUGAACUAUCAGCACUUCCUUAAUGAAAAAAGUUUCUAAGGCCCAAACCCUGGAGGAAGGUCAAGUUUUGAAAAAAUGAAACUUUGCUGGGUCCUUGGCUGCAGAGGCCAAAAGUGAAGUUAUAACAUCCCAAGUAUUAGCUUUGCAAACGCAGCGAAAUCAGCCGAUCUUUAUCAGACAGCUGUGGAUUUUGGACUCUCUCUCAUUUGGGAUUUUUCUCUGAGCUAAUAAAUACAUUAGUGCUGUUUGUUCCACUGUAAUUAAAUUAAGUAAAUGUGAAUAUUUUGGUUUUGAGUUAAAACGAAAUUUGCAAGUGCGGCAGCCAUUUCUCCUCACACCAGGGUAGCAGACCCGCAUACAUCGGCCACUAUCUUCAGAUUAAAUUCAGUUUCCAUUUUCCUAAAGGCCACAACAUCAGCCUUCCCUGAACAUCAUGACAAGCAGAGAAAGGUAUUUGUUUGCAUUGUUUUGCUGGGUAAGAUGAAUCCUUUGUUCAUUGAAGGACAAAUACAUGAUUUCUCAUCACACCUUGUGUCUUAAUUCUCUUUAUGUGCCACAUGCUAUAGAAGCAGAAACUCAAUAAAAUUAUUUUAUUUGUAA
Chroicocephalus ridibundus (black-headed gull) is the source of this 3415-nucleotide messenger RNA. It is a transcript of the gene SYT6, whose product is annotated as synaptotagmin 6. Gene Ontology annotation, cellular component: exocytic vesicle; plasma membrane. The coding region runs from base 358 to 1923 and encodes 521 amino acids. NCBI's taxonomy places the organism in Eukaryota, Metazoa, Chordata, Aves, Charadriiformes, Laridae. The transcript has 7 exons. Gene Ontology annotation, molecular function: phosphatidylserine binding; clathrin binding; calcium-dependent phospholipid binding. Gene Ontology annotation, biological process: regulation of dopamine secretion; regulation of calcium ion-dependent exocytosis; calcium-ion regulated exocytosis. The record is from RefSeq and is a predicted model, not a curated record.